AUGCUUAAGUGCAGCACGGAGGAGGAUCGUUCGAUAGCGCUCAAUUUCCGGAUGCUCGAGCGCAUCCUGCGCUUCGUGGCCGUUUGGCCAACGGACUACAAUCCGUAUCUACCGGCCCAGCUCCGGGGUCGCUACUUCCUGUCGCAUCUCCUCGACGCACUCUAUCUGCUGUUCUGGCUCUGCAUCUGCCUGCACAUUGCCACGUUCCACGUCAUCAGCGUCACGACCGUACCGGUGAGCUACGACGAGCUGUUCCUCGCGCUGAUCACCACCAGCAUCUAUUCGAUCAUGACCGCCAUGUACGGAUAUCUGCGGUUGUACGAGCGAAAGGUACGCCAGCUACGUGAGUACUCCGAUCGACUCUUCCGCCAACGAUCGGCCCCCGGGGUGUACUAUCUGUCCAUCAGUUCCUGCUACCGAUUCGCCAAUCGGUGCCUCGGUUGGUGGUUAAUUUUCUGCAUCAUCGGUACGAUGCACUGGGCCAUCUAUCCGAUUCUGUCACAGAACGGGCAACUACCAUUUCCCUGCUGGUAUCCGGUCGAUGUGCAGCGCUCACCGUUGUACGAGUUGGCCUACAUGUGCCAGGUGCUCGGUCAACUGCAGGUCAGUCUGGUGUACGGACUCGCCGGAGCUCUCUUCAUGGUGUACGUCUUCAUCGCCUGCAACCAGUUCGAUAUGUUGAGCUGCAGUCUGCUGAAUGUGCGCCAUACGGCCAUGCUACUGAACGGAGGCUACGAAGCCGAACUGCGUCACGCACAAGCCCACUGUACGGUCGAGUUUCGCGAUUACUUCCUUCAGGAAGCGUUCCUGGAGGAUCUCGAUAAGGCGACCGAUGAGAUGGUCUUGCGAGAUCCUCAUAGACACCCGACCGGGAAGCUGCUGCCCACUGGCCGGCACUAUCUGGAGGAACUGUCGAGCGAACUGACGGACGCUCUCGGUGAUUGCGUUCGCCAUCAUCUGGUGUUGCUGGAGUUCUGCGAGAUGCUGGAAGAGUGUUACCAUCCUUACGUGCUGCUGAAGCUGUUCCAGAUACUGUUGCUGCUGUGCUUUCUCGCCUUCAUGGCCACCGUGGUGGGUAACUCGGAAAGUUUGUCGACAAUGAAGUUAAUUAACGUGCUCGAGUACUUUAUGCUGACGAUGACGGAACUCUACCUCUACUGCUUCCUCGGCCAGAUCCUGAAGAACCAGGGCCUGAAGGUUGGUGAUGCGCUCUGGAAGUCACCGUGGCAGCUGUGCGGUGCCUCGUACCGUCGCCGGAUGCUCAUCAUCCUGAUGAAUGCACAGCGCCCGGUACGUCUGACCGGGUUGAAGCUGUACGAACUCAACCUACAGACCUACUACUCGGUUCUGCGAGCUGCCUUCUCUUACUACACCAUCAUCAAGAAAUUUCGGUAA
Molecule: messenger RNA, 1395 nt
Organism: Anopheles aquasalis
Lineage: Eukaryota; Metazoa; Arthropoda; Insecta; Diptera; Culicidae
Gene: Or83a
Product: Odorant receptor 83a
Biological process (GO): detection of chemical stimulus involved in sensory perception of smell; sensory perception of smell
Cellular component (GO): plasma membrane
Molecular function (GO): odorant binding; olfactory receptor activity
Source: RefSeq, a predicted model, not a curated record